GUUACUUCAAACUCUUUUUUUUUUCUUUCACAAAAAAGAAAAUAGAUUUAUAGAUCAUGGGUAAAGCAAGAGAGAAGAAGAACUCCAAAGGACGUUUGGAUAAGUACUACCAUUUAGCUAAGGAACAGGGCUACCGUGCCCGUUCUGCUUUCAAGCUUAUUCAAUUGAACAAAAAAUACAACUUUUUGGAAAAAUCCCGAGUGUUGAUUGAUUUGUGUGCUGCUCCUGGUGGUUGGCUUCAAGUUGCAACAAAAUAUAUGCCUCAAUCAAGUUUGGUUAUUGGUGUCGAUCUUGUUCCUAUUAAACCCAUUCCUGGUGUUAUCACCUUCACUGACGAUAUUACAACUGAAAGAUGUAGACAAAACUUAAGACAAGAAAUGAAGACUUGGAAGGCUGAUGUUGUUCUUCAUGAUGGUGCUCCCAACGUCGGUAGAGCUUGGGUUCAGGAUGCUUUCACUCAAUCCGAACUUGUACUUGUUUCAUUGAAGCUUGCUACAGAGUUUUUAGCCAAGGGUGGUACCUUUGUCACCAAGGUUUUCAGAUCCAAAGAUUAUAACAAAUUACUUUGGGUUUUCCAACAACUUUUCCGUAAAGUCGAAGCAACCAAACCUCCUUCUUCUCGUAACGUCUCUGCAGAAAUUUUCGUCGUUUGCCGUGAUUUCAUUGCACCUAAAAAGAUCGAUCCCCGUAUUUUGGAUCCUAAAUCUGUUUUCGAUGAUGUUGGUGCUGAGGAGCAAAAGAAGAUGACCGAUAUUUUCAAGCCCGAAAAGAAGCACAGACACAGAGAUGGUUAUGAGGAUGGUGAUUAUACUAUGCACAAGACAGUCGAUAUUAUGGAAUUCGUCCGUACACAAGAUCCUAUCACUGUUUUGGGUUCUUAUAAUCAAUUUACUUUCAACGAAGAUGAUUCUAGAGAACUUUACAAGCGUGAGAUUACGACUGAAGAUGUCAAGAUCAAUUGUCAAGAUUUAAAGGUCCUUGGUAAGGGUGAUUUCAAAACUCUUUUGAAAUGGAGAGCUACUCUUCGUGAAGAAUACAAGUUGGAUAAGAAGGAAGAAGAGAAGGCCAAGAACGCUUUGAUUGAAGAAGUACCUAUUGAUGAGGAUGAAUUACUUGAAGCUGAGCUUCUCAAUUUGACCAAAGAGGAAGCUUCCAAGAGAAAGAGAGAAAGAAGAAAGGCUAACGAGAAGAAGAUGAAGUUAAUUCAACGUAUGCAAUUGAACAUGAUUAUCCCCACAGAUAUUGCCUUGGAUGAAGGUGGUGUUGCUGACGAAGAAAUUUUCAACAUCAAGAAGAUCAACAAGGAUGAUUCUCUUGCUAAACUUCAUGCUGGUGAUAUGGCCAUGGCCGAUGAAUUCGAGGAUGACGAUGAUAACAACGAUGUCAAGGUCGAUAAGAACCUCCGUGGUCGUAUUAAGGAAAUGGAUAUGGAAUUAGAUGAAAACCUUGAUUCCGAUGAAGAAUAUGAGCGUGAUCUUGAAACACAAAUGGAUGAAGCAUAUAGUAGAUAUAAACAAAGUAGAUCUGACAGAGACGCCAAAUUCAGAGCCAAGCAAGCUCGUGAUGAAGACGAUGAAUGGAAUGGUUUCGAUGACAAGAAGAAGACAGAUGAAAACAGAGACAAGAAGUUUGAUUCUGAUUCCGAGUCAGCAUCCUCUGAAUCUGAAUCUGAAGAAUCUGAUAGCGAAAGUGACUCUGAUUCCGACAGUGAUGAUGAUACUGUCAAGGUUAAAAAGGUGAAGGCUCCCAAGACUCCCAAGGUCAAACAACCCAAGAAGAUUGCCACAACUACUGUCAAUUCUCUCAUGAACGAUCUCGGUGAAAAGGCUGCUUUAUCCAAGAAGACUGCCAGUGGUCUUACUACCGCUGCUUCCAUGUUCUUUGACCAAGAUAUUUUCCAAGACGUUGCUCUCGAUGAACUUGUCGAUAACGAAGAAGAUGAAUCUAGCGAUGACGAGAAGGUGAUUGAAGAAUCUCGUAAGAGAAAGAGAUCCCAAAAGGAUGUCGAUGAAGUACCUGCAGCUGAAGAAGACAGUGACUUUGAAAUUUUAGCAACUGAAGAUGCCGCACCUUCCGACGAAGAAAUGUGGGAUGGUAGUAUUGAUGAGAACUCCAAGGCUAUGCAAUUAGCAUUAGAAAACGGUUUGACAACUGGUGAAGCUAUCACAAUGGCUCGUCAAUUAGCCAACAAAGAAAAGACCGUUGAAGAUCUUAUUGAUGCUGGUUUCUCUAAAGAAGCUUUCAGAGAUAAGGAUGGUCUUCCCGAAUGGUUCUUGGAUGAUGAAAAGCACCACAACAAGCCUAAUUUGCCUGUUACUAAAGAAGCUAUGAACCAACUCCGUGAGAAGCUCAAGGCACUUGAUGCCCGUCCCAUUAAGAAGGUCGCAGAAGCCAAGGCUCGUAAGAAGUUCAAGUCUGCUCAAAGAAUCGCAAAGGCACAAAAGAAGGCAACUGAUAUUGCUGAUAACGAAGAUAUGUCUGAAAAGGAAAAGGCAAAGAACAUUGGUAAAUUAUUGGCAAGAGCCACUAAAUCAAAGCCAAAGACCGAUAUCAGAGUUGUUGUGGCUAAGGGUGCUAACCGUGGUGUGAAGGGUCGUCCUAAGGGUGUCAAGGGUCGUUAUAAGAUGGUGGAUGGUGUCAUGAAGAAGGAAAGACGUGCCGAAAAGAGAAGAGAGAAGAAGGCAAAGAAGAGUAGUGGUAAUGGCCGUCGUUAAAAACAAGGAAAAAUAUUUUAGAUUCCCUUUUCCUCCUGUUUAAUUAAUUUUUUUUUAUCACGAUACAACACUACCCACACACACAAACCAUUCCAUAUAUAUUUGUACUGCAAACACCCCUCUCAAUUUUUAAAUGUCAUUUUAAUCAACCCAAAAAAAUCAUUAAAAGCUAUCUGUAUAUUUUUAUUAUCAC
Mucor mucedo is the source of this 2907-nucleotide messenger RNA. Its product is annotated as Spb1 C-terminal domain-containing protein. Bases 57 to 2714 code for a protein of 885 amino acids. NCBI's taxonomy places the organism in Eukaryota, Fungi, Mucoromycota, Mucoromycetes, Mucorales, Mucoraceae. The transcript is spliced from 6 exons. Gene Ontology annotation, cellular component: nucleolus; preribosome, large subunit precursor; nucleus. Gene Ontology annotation, molecular function: rRNA (guanine) methyltransferase activity; rRNA (uridine-2'-O-ribose)-methyltransferase activity. Gene Ontology annotation, biological process: rRNA methylation; maturation of 5.8S rRNA from tricistronic rRNA transcript (SSU-rRNA, 5.8S rRNA, LSU-rRNA); maturation of LSU-rRNA from tricistronic rRNA transcript (SSU-rRNA, 5.8S rRNA, LSU-rRNA). The record is from RefSeq and is a predicted model, not a curated record.